AUGGCGCACACGCUCCUCACGCUCCUCACAACCCUUCUCUUCACCACAAUCAUCUACCUCCUUCUUUCCACUCUGCAAAUUUACGUUCCCUUUCCCCCUUCAUCCUUCACUGCCAACACGACGUAUGUAAGCCACAACCCUUACCUUCCAACAGCAGGAAAUUCAAACCCAGAAUACCUCUUCAAGAUCGGCAAUCUGCAUAUCUACGGCAUUAGGUCGCUGUUUAUAGCUGUCGUGGUGGGAGUGUCUUUCCUUAGCGCUAUGGGAGUGCUGUAUGCUAUUGUGGCAUUGAAAGUCGGAGUUGUAAGAUGGGAUGGCAGUGAGCGAUGGCGGGGAGGCGGAGGUACAAAAAGGAGGGGGUGGGAGGAGUGGCGUACAGAUUACUCUUCUCCUCCGCCGGCCAGGUACAAUUGCCAGAGCCGCGUGCGAAAGCCCACCAGGACGGUGCGGGAUAGUGGAAUGCAAGGCCAGACUCGAAGAGCGGUGUCGUUUCGUUGGAGGAGGACCAGUGGAAAACAUUUACCGCUGCGUGGCCGAGAGGCCUUGAUGGAACACGCAAAUACCGCCCAACCAUCCUCGGAACUGAGGAGAGUGGCCUCGGCCGGGACGUUGUCGGGUAGCAUCUCUAGAUAUGAGAUUCCCUCAUACUACCUCGCAGAACCUAAAAGGCAGUCAGAAGCACCGCUGGGCACCACUAGCGCGGAUUGGCGGAGCUCGGGGAUACCAUCAUAUUAUUUCACCGAGCGUGAUGAGGAUGGAAGAUCGGUGCAUGGAGAGCGAGAGCGACCGGGUUCCGAGACGAGGAAGCUAAAGGUACUGGUGGUGGAGGCUGAGGGUUCUAUGCCGGAUCAUCUGCCUGAGCCCCUUAGUAAGGGGGGGAACGGCGUUGAUAAAAGCGAAUGUGUUGGGAGAUGA
Messenger RNA from Endocarpon pusillum Z07020, 915 nucleotides. RefSeq lists its product as uncharacterized. The transcript has a single exon. Bases 1 to 915 code for a protein of 304 amino acids. The record is from RefSeq and is a predicted model, not a curated record. NCBI's taxonomy places the organism in Eukaryota, Fungi, Ascomycota, Eurotiomycetes, Verrucariales, Verrucariaceae.